CAUGUUAUAAUCCGGGUACUUGAUUUUCGUAAUACAAAUGGAGUAUAAAAGUGUAUAGCCAUAAUGAAGCUGCCUGGACAAUUUGAAUUCUUUAUUGACAAAUAAACACAUUUGUGUUAAGGAGUUAAAUAGUUCUGUAGAAUGUCUGUAUGGCUUUUUAUUUUGCAUCUAUUGAAUCAAGCUUCAUUGCUGCAGACAUUUGAUAUAAAAUGUCCCGACAGUUCACAAUGGCAGUUUAAAGAAAAGGGGUUUUGUAACCGAUCUGUACCUCAUUAUUACUGUCUGCUCGACGACAAUACACAUGCUCUUACUGAAUUUUGUAGAAAUGGAUCCGAAUUUUUACGACCAGGCUACAAGUUAGUAGUAAGUGGUGCUUUGACUGGAAAACUGUGUGGAGGCGAUUUCUUUCAACCAUUUAAAUUUUGGACUAAUUACAGCAGUGAGUGCGCUUUGACAAAGUCAAACUGUGGUGAAGAAGGCCAAAACAAUUUCAAUAACGGAAGUUCAACCUCUGACAGAGCAUGUCGAUGUGAUCACACAAAAGGAUACGCAUUCGUGCGUAAACCAGAUAAUGACUGUUUUUGCCAUCCAUCAUAUGAAGACUGUUCCUGUUAUUUUAGGUCUUGUGAGUCUGAUUACGUAUUAACACCAGAUUACCAGUGUGUUAAAACAUCAAAUUGGACAGGAAAUUAUAAAUGUGCAAAAACUGGCAAAGAAACGACAAGGACAACACUACAGGCAGAAUCGCAGCUAUCCUCUAUGCUAGAUCGUGGCUUUUGGUGCCAACAUCUGGACGCAAAAGACACAUGUAUGUUUGUUUAUAUAAAAUGUAUAGUUUGA
Messenger RNA from Mytilus trossulus (common blue mussel), 840 nucleotides. RefSeq lists its product as uncharacterized. The record is from RefSeq and is a predicted model, not a curated record. The transcript is spliced from 6 exons. Bases 142 to 840 code for a protein of 232 amino acids. Lineage: Eukaryota; Metazoa; Mollusca; Bivalvia; Mytilida; Mytilidae.